Molecule: messenger RNA, 13238 nt
Organism: Podarcis lilfordi (Lilford's wall lizard)
Lineage: Eukaryota; Metazoa; Chordata; Lepidosauria; Squamata; Lacertidae
Source: the annotation of a GenBank genome assembly
AUGUGGGGGAAGGAGACAGUGCUCCUGAAGGUAGGAGUCUAUCCAUUGAUGAAGAUGAUCAUCCAAAUGUCAUAGACCAAAUGGAGCAAACAGCACGCAGACCUAGUGGUAGGAGGAAAAAAUCCUUAAAUAAGAGACACGGGGGAAUGAUUAAUGGACUUCAAUGUCUGUACACUAAUGCGCAAAGCAUGGGAAAUAAACAAGAUGAGCUUGAGCUCUUGGUACAGCAAACCAAAUAUGACAUAAUAGGCAUCACUGAAACCUGGUGGGAUAAGUCCCACGAUUGGAAUGUAAUAAUGGAGGGAUACAAUCUAUUUCAGAGAAACAGACCAGACAAGAAAGGAGGAGGAGUGGCGUUAUAUGUCAGGGAUGUGUAUACCUGUGAAGAGAUCCAAGAUUUAGAACCUCAAAGCCAAAGUGAGAGCAUUUGGGUCAAAAUUAAGGAGAGAAGAAUAACAGUGGCCUCAUUGUGGGAGUUUACUAUAGAUCCCUAAGCCAAACGGAGGACAUAGAUGAUGCCUUCCUGGAACAGAUGGCCAAGCAUGCAAAAGAAGGAGAUAGUAGUAAUGGGGGACUUCAAUUACCCGGAUAUUUGUUGGAUGUCAAACUCAGCCAAGAGCAUAAGGUCAAACAGAUUCCUCACUGGCCUUGCAGACAACUUCAUUGUCCAGAAAGUGGGAGAAGCAACAAGAGGAACAGCCAUUUUAGAUCUGGUCCUAACCAAUGUUGAUGACCUGGUUAGUGGGGUAGAAGUGGAAGGAUCAUUAGGCGCGAGUGAUCAUGCUCUUCUGAAGUUUACUAUACAGCGGAAAGGAGCAGCCAAGCAUACUAGGACUCAAUUUCUUGAUUUUAAGAAAGCCGACUUCAUAAAACUUAGGGAAGUGCUGGGUGAGAUCCCAUGGACAGUAAUACUAAAAGGAAAGGGAGUUCAUGAUGGCUGGGAGUUUGUUAAGAGGGAGAUACUAAAAGCACAACUUCAGGCAAUACCAAUGAGACGGAAACAUGGAAGGUGCCUAAAGAAGCCAGGGUGGCUAUCUAAAGAACUUUUAACUGAGUUAAGAUAAAAAAGGAUGUGUACAAAAAUGGAAAAGGGGGAAACCACCAAAGAGGAAUUCAAACAAAUAGCCAGCACGUGUAGACACAAAGUCAGAAAAGCUAAAGCACAGAAUGAACUCAGGCUUGCUAGAGAGGUUAAAAGCAACAAAAAAGGCUUUUAUGGAUAUGUCCGUAGCAAAAGGAAGAACAAAGAAACAGUGGGGUCACUCAGAGGAGAAGAUGGUGAAAUGCAAACAGGGGACACAGAAAGAGCUGAACUCCUCACUGCCUUCUUUGCCUCAGUCUUCUCAAUAAAGAAAACAAUGCCCGACCUGAAGAAUUGGAGCAAAUGAUUCAGCAGAGGAAACACAGCCCAGAAUAACUAAGGAGAUAGUACAAGAAUACUUGGCUAGUUUAGAUGUAUUCAAGUCUCCAGGGCCAGAUGAACUGCAUCCAAGAGUAUUAAAAGAACUGGCAGAUGUGAUCUCAGAACCACUGGCAGUCAUCUUUGAGAAUUCCUGGAGAACAGGCGAAGUCCCGGCAGACUGGAGGAGGGCAAAUCAUAGAAUCAUAGAGUUGGAAGAGACCACAAGGGCCAUCGAGUCCAACCCCUGACAAAUGUUGUCCCUAUUUUCAAAAGGGGAAAAGAAAGGACCCAAAUAAUUACCGCCCAGUCAGUCUGACAUCAAUACCAGGGAAGAUUCUGGAGCAGAUCAUUAAGCAAACAGUCUGUGAGCACCUAGAAAGGAAUGCUGUGAUCACCAAUAGUCAGCAUGGAUUUCUGAAAAAUAAGUCAUGUCAGACUAACCUGAUCUCAUUUUUGACAGAAUUACAAGCCUGGUAGAUGAAGGGAACGCAGUGGAUGUAGCCUACCUUGAUUUCAGCAAGGCAUUUGACAAGGUGCCCCAUGAUAUUCUUGUAAAGAAGCUGGUAAAAUGCGGUCUUGACUAUGCUACCACUCAGUGGAUUUGUAACUGGCUGACUGGACCGAACCCAAAGGGUGCUCAUCAAUGGUUCCUCUUCAUCCUGGAGAAGAGUGACUAGUGGGGUGCCACAGGGUUCUGUCUUGGGCCCGGUCUUAUUCAACAUCUUUAUCAACGACUUGGAUGAUGGACUCAAGGGCAUCCUGAUCAAAUUUGCAGAUGACACCAAACUGGGAGGGGUGGCUAACACCCCAGAGGACAGGAUCACACUUCAAAACGACCUUGACAGAUUAGAGAACUGGGCCAAAACAAACAAGAUGAAUUUUAACAGGGAGAAAUGUAAAGUAUUGCACUUGGGCAAAAAAAUGAGAGGCACAAAUACAAGAUGGGGGACACCUGGCUUGAGAGCAGUACAUGUGAAAAGGAUCUAGGAGUCUUGGUUGACCACAAACUUGACAUGAGCCAACAGUGUGAUGCGGCAGCUAAAAAAGCCAAUGCAAUUCUGGGCUGCAUCAAUAGGAGUAUAGCAUCUAGAUCAAGGGAAGUAAUAGUGCCACUGUAUUCUGCUCUGGUCAGACCUCACCUGGAGUACUGUGUCCAGUUCUGGGCACCACAGUUCAAGAAGGACACUGACAAACUGGAACGUGUCCAGAGGAGGGCAACCAAAAUGGUCAAAGGCCUGGAAACGAUGCCUUAUGAGGAACGGCUAAGGGAGCUGGGCAUGUUUAGCCUGGAGAAGAGGAGGUUAAGGGGUGAUAUGAUAGCCAUGUUCAAAUAUAUAAAAGGAUGUCACAUAGAGGAGGGAGAAAGGUUGUUUUCUGCUGCUCCAGAGAAGUGGACACGGAGCAAUGGAUCCAAACUACAAGAAAGAAGAUUCCACCUAAACAUUAGGAAGAACUUCCUGACAGUAAGAGCUGUUCGACAGUGGAAUUUGCUGCCAAGGAGUGUGGUGGAGUCUCCUUCUUUGGAGGUCUUUAAGCAGAGGCUUGACAACCAUAUGUCAGGAGUGCUCUGAUGGUGUUUCCUGCUUGGCAGGGGGUUGGACUCGAUGGCCCUUGGGGUCUCUUCCAACUCUAUGAUUCUAUGAUUCUACUUUUGCAAACCAAUAAAUCUGUAAUAAUAUGUAUGUUAAACAUACGGUAUAGCUUUGGGGCGGCGGCGUGGAACGCCCCCUGGUGUUCAAAGGGAAAGGCUCGUGAAUCGCUUAUUUGUUCUUGCAUGAUUUCCGGGAAUUAGCUUUAAAAAAAGGGGUGGGUGGGAAGAAUGUUAAGUCUGUUCCCGUUCCCUCCCUCUCGUGCUCCAAAACCCAGCAAUAGGAAAAUCAACAGAGAAAGGAGAGCGAAGCAGCUGCAGGUAGCUGCUUUCUUAGCAAGCUCACCCUUAUUCUGCGGUGCUUAGAUAAGGUAAGAAUUGAACAGCUUUGAAAACUGGAGGGUGGAAGGGUUGGAGAGAGUUAGGCAGCUCCUCUGCUGCUACAGAAGAUGUUGAGGAGACCCAGUGGUCCGUUAGCUCAGCUUUCCGGCUUUUCCACCUGGAGAUUAUCAUAAUAAUAAUAAUAAUAAUAAUAAUAAAAUUUAUUUAUACCCCGCCCUCCCCAGCCAAGGCCGGGCUCAGGGCAGCUAACAACCAAUAAUAAAAACAAGUUGAAUGAAUACAACUUAAAAACAAGAUUAAAAUACAACAUUAAAACAUUAAAAUGCAGCCUCAUCACAGGAGAAAGGAAAAAAGAAAGAGGGGGGGGGGAGUCAAAUUGACUCCAAGCCAAAGGCCAGGACUACCGCUCCCAUCAUCCAUUUUUGAGGCAGAGGAGGAUUAAGAGAUGGUGAAAGAGGAUUCUCCCAGCGUGGCUCAGAUGAUUCUUCCCAUUUCUAACUUUCCGAAAUGAAGGUUUUGUGGCUGCCCGAUCCCUUGCCCGAGAAAGAGAUGAAUUUCACACAAUGUCCCGUCCCCCACAUUCCUCUUUAUUUUUAUUUUUUUGCAAUUGCUAUUAUCGAUUUUCAUAUUAUAUAUUUAUACAUUCUUACAGUACAGUGGUACCUCAGGUUAAGAGCUUAAUUCGUUCCGGAGGUCCGCUCUUAACAUGAAACUGUUCUUAACCUGAAGCACCACUUUAGCUAAUGGGGCCUCCCACUGCCGCCGCACGAUUUCUGUUCUCAUCCUGAAGCAAAGUUCUUAACCUGAGGUAAUAUUUCUGGGUUAGCGGAGUCUGUAACCUGAAGCGUAUGUAACCCGAGGUACCACUGUAUUAGUAAUCUAAAACUCACAGGAUUACCACUUCCCUCUAACCCUCUUCUGGUUUUCUUGUUUCCACACUAUAAUAUUUACACACUGAUUUAUAUCAGCAUGCUGUUUAUAUCUAUGCAUAGUUCUUUCUAUAAGCUCAUAUAGAAUGCUCCAUCAUUUAUAUGUUGCAUGCAGUGAAUGUUUUAGUCGGUUUGAUUCCAUUUGUGAAUCACUUCCCAUGUAAUAUCUCCACCCAAUUUCUGUCUAGAGAGAUGAAAUGCUUCCUUUAAAAGAAACGGGAGGGAGAUUGUGGGACUCUGAACAGCAACGGCAGACACUGAGGUGCGAAAUGUUGGCGUAGAUCUGUUUUCAGGGAGUUUCCUGCUGUUGUAGCCACCGAAGGCCGGCUCUCAAAAAGUGGUUUGCUUGCUUGUUUCAGUCUGGCUGAGCUCAGGGAGAAAAUGGCCACUGCUUAUGUGUUGCAAAAUGACCGCCCUCUUGCCACAACAAUUUCAAAGUCUGUGUGCUGCACAGAAGCAUCUCUCUGGAAUAUUCCAAUAGUCCAGCUGUGGUCAAGAAGCUAGAUCUACCCUUGUUGCUGGAUGAUUACUUACUUUGUUAUGCUUAGUUUUAUUGUAUAACUUCCCACACCACCCAAUUAAACCCCUAUCUAGCAUUCCCUCCAAAUCAUUGACAGUACAGUGGUACCUUGGGAUGCGAACGGGAUCCGUUCCGAGCCCCGUUCGCAUCCUGAAUAGAACGUAAGACGCCACGGCGCGUGUGCGUGGGUUGCGUUUUGCCACUUCCGCUCAUAUGCGUGACGUUAUUUUGAGCGUCUGUGCAUGCGCGAACGGCGAAACCUGGAAGUAAUGCACUCCGUUACUUCCGGGUUGCCGCAGAGCGCACCCCAAGUGCUCUCAACCUGAAGCACAUUCAACCCGAGGUAUGACUGUAUAAUUGUUUAGUUUAUAGAUGCAUACCUUGACUUUCAGUUAUCUCCAGAAUGGAUUAUUACAGAUCAUUUAUUUCAUUCCAUUUCUGAAUUGUUUCCUGUUUAAUGUCUGGGAGUGAUUCAACAAUAAAAGCAACUCCAAGCAUACAGUGGUAUCUCUGGUUAUGAACUUAAUUCAUUCUGGAGGUCCGUUCUCAACCUGUAACUGUUCUUAACCUGAAGCACCACUUUAGCUAAUGGGGCCUCCCGCUGCCGCCACCGCACGAUUUCUGUUCUCAUCCUGGGGCAAAGUACUUAACCCGAGAUGCUACUUCCGGGUUAGCGGAGUCUGUAACCCGAAGUGUUUGUAACCCGAGGUGUUUGUAACCCGAGGUACCGCUGUACAAUAAAAAAAUCCUAUAUAAUCCAAAAUAAUACUGUACAAACAAGAAAGAAAAACAAAACAUACAAAAAAAGGAAAACAAAAUAAAAAACAAGUCAAAAAAGCAUACAUCUACAAAUAAAACCCUAUCAUCAUUCUAAUCUAAUCAAUGAUUGUAAUUUUUGUUAUGAUUUUGCAUUGAAAAUAAAAUAAUUUUUAAAAAAAUCCUAUAUAAAAUAAUUUAAAAUCCAAUACAGAUAUGAACUAGUAAUCAAUCAGGAGUGGAAUACAAAGCAACUAAGGCAUAAUAAUAAUAAUAAUAAUAAUAAUAAUAAUAAUAAUAAUCCCGUUCUCAUGUUGCCACCCUCCAGACCUCUCGUGCAGGAGGCACACAAAGAAGGGCCUCAGAAGAUGAUCUCAGGGUCCGGGUAGAUUCAUAUGGAAAUAAAUCUCCUACAAAUGUAUACAUUGGUACCUUGGUUCUCAAACUUAAUCUGUUCCAGAAGCCCGUUCCAAAACUAAAGCGUUCCAAAACCAAGGCACACUUUCCCAUAGAAAGUAAUGCAAAAAGGAUUAAUCCAUUUCAGACUUUUAAAAACAACCCUAAAACAUCAAUUUAACAUGAAUUUUAUUAUCUAACGAGACCAUUGAUCCAUGAAAUGAAAGCAAUAAUCAAUGUACUACUGUACUAUUAAAUAAAUAAGACAGUAUUGUAGAUGAUAAAAAUUAAAAUCAUAACAAAAAUUACAAACAUUGAUUAGAUUAGAAUGAUGAUAUGGUUUUAUUUGUAGAUGUAUGCUUUUUUUUCUUACCUGCACUGGUGACGGUCAUUGUUUAGAUGGUGGGCUUUUAUCCAUUUCCGCAGUCACACAAUCAAUCAAUCAAUCAAUCAAUCAGUAGCUGAACUGGGUUCCACACAGUCACAAAAACAAAUUAAUCAAAAAAGCCUCAAAAACAAAAAUGCAAAAUAAAUAGCAAAAACAAAAAUGCCAAACUUAAUCUGUUCCAGAAGUUGGUUUGACUGUCCUCCCAGUUGAACGACGUGGCCCAGGGAGAGAGGGAAAAUAGUGGAAGUGAACAGCUGGCUUCGCAAAUGGUGUAAACAGGAACGGUUUGGAUUCUUAGAUCACGGACUGCAGUUUCUUGAAGAUGGACUUCUGGCAAGCGAUGGGCUGCACCUCACAACGGUUGGGAGAAAUGUUUUUGCCAAAAAUCUCAGAAACCUCAUCAGGAGGGCUUUAAACUGACUAAUGUGGGGAGGGAGAUAGUGCUCCUGAAGGUAGGAGUCUAUCAAUUGAUGAAGAUGAUCAUCCAAAUGUCAUAGACCAAAUGGAGCAAACAGCACACAGACCUAGUGGUGGGAGGAAAAAAUCCUUAAAUAAGAGUCACGGGGAAAUGAUUAAUGGACUUCAAUGUCUGUACACUAAUGCGCAAAGCAUGGGAAAUAAACAAGAUGAGCUUGAGCUCUUGGUACAGCAAACUAAAUAUGACAUAAUAGGCAUCACUGAAACCUGGUGGGAUAAGUCCCACGAUUGGAAUGUAAUAAUGGGGGAUACAAUCUAUUUCAGAGAAACAGACCAGACAAGAAAGGAGGAGGAGUGGCGUUAUAUGUCAGGGAUGUGUAUACCUGUGAAGAGAUCCAAGAUUUAGAACCUCAAAGCCAAAGUGAGAGCAUUUGGGUCAAAAUUAAGGAGAGAAGAAUAACAGUGACCUCAUUGUGGGAGUUUACUAUAGAUCCCCAAGCCAAACGGAGGACAUAGAUGAUGCCUUCCUGGAACAGAUGGCCAAGCAUGCAAAAGGAAGGAGAUAGUAGUAAUGGGGGACUUCAAUUACCCGGAUAUUUGUUGGAUGUCAAACUCAGCCAAGAGCAUAAGGUCAAACAGAUUCCUCACUGGCCUUGCAGACAACUUCAUUGUCCAGAAAGUGGGAGAAGCAACAAGAGGAACAGCCAUUUUAGAUCUGGUCCUAACCAAUGUUGAUGACCUGGUUAGUGGGGUAGAAGUGGAAGGAUCAUUAGGCGCAAGUGAUCAUGCUCUUCUGAAGUUUACUAUACAGCGGAAAGGAGCAGCCAAGCAUACUAGGACUCAAUUUCUUGACUUUAAGAAAGCUGACUUCAUAAAACUUAGGGAAGUGCUGGGUGAGAUCCCAUGGACAGUAAUACUAAAAGGAAAGGGAGUUCAUGAUGGCUGGGAGUUUGUUAAGAGGGAGAUACUAAAAGCACAACGUCAGGCAAUACCAAUGAGACGGAAACAUGGAAGGUGCCUAAAGAAGCCAGGGUGGCUAUCUAAAGAACUUUUAACUGAGUUAAGAUUAAAAAGGAUGUGUACAAAAAUGGAAAAGGGGGAAACCACCAAAGAGGAAUUCAAACAAAUAGCCAGCACGUGUAGACACAAAGUCAGAAAAGCUAAAGCACAGAAUGAACUCAGGCUUGCUAGAGAGGUUAAAAGCAACAAAAAGGCUUUUAUGGGUAUGUCCGUAGCAAAAGGAAGAACAAAGAAACAGUGGGGUCACUCAGAGGAGAAGAUGGUGAAAUGCAAACAGGGGACACAGAAAGAGCUGAACUCCUCAAUGCCUUCUUUGCCUCAGUCUUCUCCGAUAAAGAAAACAAUGCCCGACCUGAAGAAUUUGGAGCAAAUGAUUCAGCAAAGGAAACACAGCCCAGAAUAACUAAGGAGAUAGUACAAGAAUACUUGGCUAGUUUAGAUGUAUUCAAGUCUCCAGGGCCAGAUGAACUGCAUCCAAGAGUAUUAAAAGAACUGGCAGAUGUGAUCUCAGAACCACUGGCAGUCAUCUUUGAGAAUUCCUGGAGAACAGGCGAAGUCCCGGCAGACUGGAGGAGGGCAAAUGUUGUCCCUAUUUUCAAAAAGGGGAAAAGAGAGGACCCAAAUAAUUACCGCCCAGUCAGUCUGACAUCAAUACCAGGGAAGAUUCUGGAGCAGAUCAUUAAGCAAACAGUCUGUGAGCACCUAGAAAGGAAUGCUGUGAUCACCAAUAGUCAGCAUGGAUUUCUGAAAAAUAAGUCAUGUCAGACUAACCUGAUCUCGUUUUUGACAGAAUUACAAGCCUGGUGGAUGAAGGGAACGCAGUGGAUGUAGCCUACCUUGAUUUCAGCAAGGCAUUUGACAAGGUGCCUCAUGAUAUUCUUGUAAAGAAGCUGGUAAAAUGUGGUCUUGACUAUGCUACCACUCAGUGGAUUUGUAACUGGCUGACUGACCGAACCCAAAGGGUGCUCAUCAAUGGUUCCUCUUCAUCCUGGAGAAGAGUGACUAGUGGGGUGCCACAGGGUUCUGUCUUGGGCCCGGUCUUAUUCAACAUCUUUAUCAACGACUUGGAUGAUGGACUCAAGGGCAUCCUGAUCAAAUUUGCAGAUGACACCAAAUUGGGAGGGGUGGCUAACACCCCAGAGGACAGGAUCACACUUCAAAACGACCUUGACAGAUUAGAGAACUGGGCCAAAACAAACAAGAUGAAUUUUAACAGGGAGAAAUGUAAAGUAUUGCACUUGGGCAAAAAAAUGAGAGGCACAAAUACAAGAUGGGGGACACCUGGCUUGAGAGCAGUACAUGUGAAAAGGAUCUAGGAGUCUUGGUUGACCACAAACUUCACAUGAGCCAACAGUGUGACGCGGCAGCUAAAAAAACCAAUGCAAUUCUGGGCUGCAUCAAUAGGAGUAUAGCAUCUAGAUCAAGGGAAGUAAUAGUGCCACUGUAUUCUGCUCUGGUCAGACCUCACCUGGAGUACUGUGUCCAGUUCUGGGCACCACACUUCAAGAAGGACAUUGACAAACUGGAACGUGUCCAGAGGAGGGCAACCAAAAUGGUCAAAGGCCUGGAAACGAUGCCUUAUGAGGAACGGCUAAGAGAGCUGGGCAUGUUUAGCCUGGAGAAGAGGAGGUUAAGGGGUGAUAUGAUAGCCAUGUUCAAAUAUAUAAAAGGAUGUCACAUAGAGGAGGGAGAAAGGUUGUUUUCUGCUGCUCCAGAGAAGCGGACACGGAGCAAUGGAUCCAAACUACAAGAAAGAAGAUUCCACCUAAACAUUAGGAAGAACUUCCUGACAGUAAGAGCUGUUCGACAGUGGAAUUUGCUGCCAAGGAGUGUGGUGGAGUCUCCUUCUUUGGAGGUCUUUAAGCAGAGGCUUGACAACCAUAUGUCAGGAGUGCUCUGAUGGUGUUUCCUGCUUGGCAGGGGGUUGGACUCGAUGGCCCUUGUGGUCUCUUCCAACUCUAUGAUUCUAUGAUUCUAUGAUUCUAUGAUUCUAUGACUUCCGAAAUGUUCAAAAACCAAGGCACAGCUUCUGAUUGGUGCAGGUGCCCCGCAAACAAUAGCCGACAGCUGCAUCGGACGUUCAGCUUCUGAAAAACGUUCAAAAACCGAACACUUACUUCCGGGUUUUCGGCGUUUGAGUACCAAGGUACCACUGUGCAUGCUUCGUUUGUCAUGAGCUAACCUGCAAUGUUCUCUCCAGGGAGCAGCGAGGAGGUUACUAAAUUUCUCAGUUGCUGACAAAAUGAGUGACAAAAUGAAAAUCGCGGUAGCUUCCGCUCACGUUUUAGGUGAGUCCCUCAGAAGAUGCUGCAUGGACAAUUCAGGCAGCUUCUGUUUUAUUUUGUUAUCUUCAAAACAUUUCUAUUGUAAUGGGUUUGAUGUGUUUAAUUAAAACCUGUGUGUCAGGGGAAACGAAAUGGGUAUUGUAUUAUUUAUUUAAAUUUGUAUACUGCCCAAUACCAGUAGAUCUCAGGGCGGUUCACAAUAUAUUAAAAAAACACACAAUAAAAAGAACAAAGACAAUCCAAUAACUCCCCCCCCCCCCCGCCCAACACAUUUAAAAGGGCACCCAAUGCCUAUGCAGGUGUAAGAACUAAUUCAGUUAUAUACACUUCCUGGGUUGUGAUUUAGGGUUGUAAUCCUAGGGAAUCCACAAAUACUCAUUUCCUUGCGAGGUGACAGACUUGAGGGGCAUAAGAGUUUAGGAAGCCCAAAGCCUCAUAAUGGCUAGGAGUGAAUAGAGGUGAAAAGACUAAUCCACUUGCAGGGAAUUUCCGUGGGGGUAAAAACCAUUAGCAAAAGCAAAGGAUCCAAUGGGAAGGAAAGGAAUCUCAACUAAAUCAUCCAUGACAGAUGGCCUCCCGAUCUCUGCUUAAAUACCACAGCCUCCCAAGGGAGACCAUUCUGCUGUCAAACGGCUAUUACUGUCAGAAAGCUUUUCCGUAUGCUAGCUGGAAUCUUCUUUCUUGUAACUCGAAGCUAUGAGUUCCAGUCCUACCACCCCAGAGAAAACCCCAAGGUGUGGGGAAGCCUGCUUUUAGUAAAAGGUAAAGGGACCCCUAACCUUUAAGUAUUAAGUCCAGUUGCGGACAACUGGGGUUGCAGCGCUCAUUUCGCUUUACUGGCCAAGGGAGCCAGCGUUUGCAGACAGCUUCCGGGUCAUGUGGCCAGCAUGACUGAGCCACUUCUGGCGAACCAGAGCAGCGCACGGAAACGCCGUUUACCUUCCUGCUGGAAUAGUACCUAUUUAUCUACUUGCACUUUGACGUGCUUUCGAACUGCUAGGUUGGCAGGAGCAGGGACCGAGCAACGGGAGCUCACCCCGUCACGGGGAUUCGAACCGCCGACCUUCUGAUUGGCAAGCCCUAGGCUCUGUGGUUUAGACCACAGCACCACCCACAUCCCUUCUGCUUUUAGUACUUGGUUUCUAAACCGUUUAGGGCUUUGUAUGCGAGGACAAACACCUAGCAGUAUCCCUGUCUCUGAAAGUACCGUCUGCUUUUUCAGACCACAGAAACCUACUGGAUGCCAUCAGCUUCAGGGGAGUUAUUUCGCAUGCCCCUCAGUCGCCAUACCUUCAGCUUGUUAAUGGGCCUGAUGGGUCAGGGGUAUAUUUAGUUGCAGUGCUGAGUGACCUGCGCUUUCUCCUUGCAGGUGCUGCAGUAAAGGGCCUCAACAUCGCAGUACCGGUAGCUGUUGUUCCGUAUGUGUGCGCUGCCGUUGUGGUGAUCACUAUUGCCACUAUCGCUGAAAGGGUCAUCAAUAAUCGCAGUAAGCCAAGCACCCAUGUUUUCAUCAGCCCAGUCUAUCACAAAGAUCCUGUCAGUGGGGUUUUUUAGGGAUGGGACAGGCCUGGCAAAAUUGACUUCUGCGUACGUUUUCAUCCUGCCUCUCAACACCGAAAUUAACAGUGGCACUUUUAGGCCUGAGCCCUGGACUCUGCAACCCUAGAUGCAAGAGGAACCUGACAACACAGUGAUUGGUGCAUGCAUGUCGUGCCGGGGAAAAGACUUGGUCUCGUUUACACAUGCCAGAGCUGACACUGGGUGAGAAGGACAGGGCUUCACCUUCUUCUCCCGGUACGCCCCACGGAGGACCUCAAGGUCCAUAAAUAGCAACACCCUAGUGGUCCUGGGCCCUAAGGAAGUUAGAUUAGCUUCAACCAGAGCCAGGGCCUUUUCAACACUGGCUCCGGCCUGGUGGAACGCUCUGUCUCAUGAGACCAGGGCCCUGCAGGAUCUGAUUUCUUUCCGCAGGGCCUGUAAGACAGAGUUGUUCCACCUGGUCUUUGGCUUGGAGCCAAUUUGAUUCCCUCCUCCUCUUUCUUUUUCCUUUCUCCUCCUGUGAUGAGGCUACAUUUUAAUGUUUCAAUAUUUCAAUAUUUAUUUUAAUGUUUCAAUAUUUUAAUGUUGUAUUUUAAUCUUGUUUUUAAGUUGUAUUCAUUCAACUUGUUUUUAUUAUUGCUUGUUAGCCGCCCUAAGCCCGGCCUUGGCUGGGGAGGGACGGGUAAUAAUAUUAUUAUUAUUACGGUAAUUAUUAUUAUUAUUAUUCUAAAACACCACCCAGCUUUGCUUCCUAGGUUAUCAAAGUUAGGCUGUUGCUGCAGGUGAGAAAAGACUCGGCUGAAAGCCCCAGCUAUCAGUGCAAAUUAAAACCAGUUAAAAUUUGGCAUAGUUUAUGUAAGCUAGAGGGCAAGAGACCCUGGUGACAGGUGAACACCAGUUCCUGAAAAACCACAGGAGGGGAGAAGGCUCUUGUGCUCAGUUCCUGCUCGCUGGUUUCCCAGAAGAGGCACCUGGUUGGCCACUUGGAGAACAGGAACCUGGACUUGAUGGGCCAUUGUCCUGACCCAGCAAGCUCUUAUGAGUUUAUGUCACCACAACAUCCCUUUUUUCUUUAACUGUCCAGGGGUCUUUUACCUUUUAGAGGGACGUGAGAUCAGAAGGUCAGUGGUUCGAAUCCCCGCGACGGGGUGAGCUCUCGUUGCUCUGUCCCUGCUCCUGCCAACCUAGCAGUUCGAAAGCAUGCCAGUGCAAGUAGAUAAAUAGGUACCACUGUGGUGGGAAGGUAAACGACAUUUUUGUGCACUCUGGCUUCCAUCACAGUGUUCUGCUGUGCCAGAAGUGGUUUAGUCCUGCUGGCCACGUGACCCGGAAAGCUGUCUGUGGGCAAAAGCCGGCUCCCUUGGCCUGAAAAUGAUGAUGAGUGCCACAACCCCAUAGUCUCCUUUGACUGGACUUAACCAUCCAGGGGUCCUUUACCUUCUACCUUUACUACCCAGGAAAACAAUGGCAAGGACUCCAUCUGUGCCCAUUUUCAUUUCCACAGUCCCCUCCUUUAUUCUGAGAAAAAGUUUGUUCCCAUGGAUUUGUGGGUCCUGAAGAAGUUCCGUGGGGACUUCCUCUCCUAAAACCAGCUUCCUCUUCUAAAACCAGGGCUUGAUCUCUCCUUGUUUCUUUGCAGAUAAUGCACGAGCAUGA